UACACUGUGGUCACACUGGCUCGGUCGUGGGUGGCGCAUCAUCGGUAUUCUGUUGCUAAUUAAACAAGUGCAAAAUUACUUUUUUCAGCAGUGGAGGAAAGUUAAGAUAGCAAGAAAGCAGACGCUGAGAAUUGCAGUCGAUAUUAUUGUUGCUGCGUUUGAGUUGACACAUUUUACUGCUCGAAGACAAAGUCGGCUAUGAAGCCAAUAUCAAAGAAACCAGCCCAAAUAAAAAAAGAAUAAUUACAAAUUCUAGAAAGUGCAGGAGAGCUACAACUACUAAAGGUAUCGUGAACGAUUCUAUAACCGUAAGGUUAUAACCUAUAAGGGCAAUCAACAUAUUCAAAGGCUAAGUUGAGGCGGUUUUGCUCAGCCGCUGAGGGCUUUCCAUUAAUUUUGUGGUAGAAACGGGAAUAAACUUACUUUGUUGCUCGGAAAUUAAUGACACUUCUUGGGCCUAGCGCCCCUGGCAUGGCCUUUAUGAUGAAAAAGAAGAAGUACAAGUUUAACGUUGAAGUGCAGCUGCAGGAUUUGGUAGAGGUGGCCCUUGUCAAUGAGGUGCUGUUCGCAAAGAUAAGGUUGCUCGAUGGAGGUUCUUUUCAGGAGUACAGUAGUCGCGAGGAAGUGCGUAACCAUCGAGUAGAGUGGAACCGCAGCUUUGAGUUCCCUUGCAAGAUGAGCGCGAAUGCCUCAACCGGCGUUUUAGAUCCCUGUCACCUGCGUAUAUCAAUACGCAAGGAAAUGAAGGGCGGCCGAAGCUACUAUAAGCUUGGAUUUAUCGACCUCAAUCUGGCCGAAUUCGCCGGUGCCGGCCUCACCUCCCGUCGGUUUCUUUUGGAGGGCUAUGACUCAAGACAUCGCUUAGACAACUCCAUGUUGCGAGUGAGCAUUAAGAUGCAUAUGCUUAGCGGUGAUAUUCUGUUCAAAGCACCCACGCCAAAUCUAAAAAGCAAGCAGAGCAAGCCAUCAAUGGAUGAUUUUGCCAAUGCAGCCACUGGAGUAGGCCUGCAAGCACCGACAGCUACCGCUCUGUCCAAUAUAGGUAGUGGAAGCAGUGUGGCAUCCGUUCCAUUGGGUGGUAGUGGAGCCACUUUGGGCGGCAUCCCCGGCAAUCAGUCGCUACCCGGAACGCGACCCGUUUCCACCACAAAGGACGAGGAUAUCGAUAGCCAGGCUUUAAUAGCAGCUAUUGUGACUGACUCCGGCUUAUCGGAGUCCUCGGAGUCGGGUGUAACGUUGACCACGGAUAAUCUCCAGCAGCAUGCCUCAGUUGUCGUAGCUAAUCCUAUUAGUCCUGUUACCCAACCGCUGCCGGUACUGGGAAUCAUUGGCAGUAACAAUUACGGAACAACAGGAGGGUGUAUUGGAUUUUCCGGCGCCGGCAACGCCACCCUCAUAGAAAUGGGUCAUUCAAGAAAUUCCAGUAAUACUAGUCAAAUGUCAAAAGGAUCGGGUUAUAGUAGUUUUUCGCACAGUCAACACUCAAGGCAAAGUUCUGAAGGUGAUUCGGGACAUGCUAGUCGCUUUAGAAAAUCCGUUUCUCUACUUAAUAGACUCAAUCAGAGAGCAAUUAAUGCCAUGAAAUUGAAUAUACCACGCAGCCGACCGCACGGCCAGAAGGGAGAUGAGCAUCAGCCAUGUAACAGCUUGCCAGUGGUAGUAGCCAAAAGCCAUCGUGUUCAUACUCAUCUCAGUCUCAGCACCACUGUUGAAUACACUAGCGAUGAACAGCUUUACCAGACUCCAAACGCCACCAUGACCAACUCUCAAAAGUUGGCCUUUGAGGACUUCCGCACUCCGAUGGCAGAACAUGGAGCUCCGUUCUUUGAACCCAUGGGAGCUUGCUGUAGUGGUACUCCCAGCUCUACAUAUCGUAGUGCAGAAACUCCGUCCACCGCUACGCAAUAUUAUGACAGUGGAGAGGCGAGCGACACAGACGAGUGUCUUAACGACGACUCAGGCGACAAUGAUUCUGGCCUGGAGGAAAAUUUUCAUACGCCCCGUGUGGCCAAGAUUAAGUCAAUGGAGAAUCUCUCCAUUCUGGAGAUGGAGUUUCACAAGGCUUCUAUGGAACUGGACCGCAAUUCACCGCGCCGCCUUAAGCAACUGGCUGAAAAUGCGCAGAUCCCCAAGAUGAAGUCGCUAAACAACCUCUGUUUUGACCACUAUGCGGAGCAGUCGGUUCGCGAAGAGUUUCAGCGCAUGCACGAACAGUCGCUUGAGGAGCGAAUGCGCUUCCAACAGCACCAUCAAUUAAGAAAGAACUCCAACACAUCGAACGGGUCAGCGACAAAGAUAUACGUAAAGCAUUUGAGCCACCAGAAUCAUCAUCACAUUAAAGUCGGUAACGCCAAGUUCAUCGGGCAGGACGGCAACGAUAGUCCGCAAUCGAUGCACUACCCCAUUCAGAAGAUGCGAUCAAUGGGUACAAUACAGGACAUUGUGAGCGACCGCAUUAAGCCUGACCCGUUUCUCACUCCAACUACCGAGCGAAAGCCUAAUUUCUCACGUCUCGUCCAGUCUUCAGAGAAGCCGGUGCUGGGCAGCAGCUACGUCAAUCGUCUACUUACCUACGAUGUCGUGGACUCGCCGUCAGAGCCGUUUAACAGCUCACUGUCCUUUGUGUCGCGUACCCCCUUUCAGCGAGUAUAUCGGCGCAACAUACAGCAUGGCACCUCUUCGACGCCUCUGGCUACUCAGGAUUCGUUCACCGUGCGACCACAUUCCACGAAUGCUGCCUAUGAACUAAUGAGAAACUUCAGUGGAGUUCCUCGUCGGCUCUUUGAUGGCAAUAGCACCACCGCAGGCCAGAACAGCAACAUAGGUGCUGUCAGCAGCAACAGACAGCAUCAGUCCAGUGCUGCAGGAGUUAACAGUUUUGUUGGAUCCAAUUCAUCGCCUUGUGGAACUUUGGCCAGUAUUUACUCAAGCCAUUCUGCCUCCUCAUCAAAUGGCAGCAACAGCAGCAGCAGCGGAGCAGUCAUUACCUUUCAAUGUAACGCAGACAGUGGACAGGACACAGUGGACUCAGCAAACCAUCAACCGCAGAUGACAGAGGGAUCGUCUAACGGUCAUGGUAGCAGCCCCCGGUUAGGCAACGUCAUGUCAGGCGAUGCCAUUAGCUCGAUGGCCGGCAGUCCCACAGACGCUUGUAGCAUCCGUUCUAAUCCGUCGGCCGCCUCACUUCUUCUUUCCACUUCGGCGGCUGCAGCAGAGGCUUCUGCAUUGGCCUCGGCAACCAUGUCCGUUUCAGGAGCAACACUUUCACCUCUAGCCACCACCCAAAUCAUUCGCCGCCCUAGCAUCACAAUGAUGAAUCCCAGCUCGGGUUCGUUAGUUAUUAGUGAGACGGGAUCUCUAGAUCGGACGAAAAGCAGCGGUGAGAAGCGCAAAAAAGGUGCGCUCGAUGACGGGCCACGUGUUUCCGACCGAGUGGAGGAGACACGGGUCAAUCCAGACUCGUUAAUUGAUGAGAUUUUAAAGGACACUAAACUCGAUCAGUUGGAGGAGUCAGCAGAAACCUCAGGCCUUCAACUGUACAUCGCUCGCGAUGGAACCGCCUCCUUGGGUGGACACGAGGUUAAAUCAAGCGUACGAGCUGGCGCCCUUAAGCAGGUGGUCAUGCAGGAUAGAAGAUAGUAGUAUCCGAGACUCACAGCUCCUUUUUACAAUUAAAUAGAAGAACUAAUCGAAACAGUUCGCAUUACGAACAUGUUUACUUACAAGCUAAAGUGAGAAUUCAAAUACGCUAUAUAUGAAUAUAUAAAAUGUUUGUCGGAACUACACUGCUAUAAAUGUAAUUAAAUAACUACACAUAUGUGUUUAUAAACAAACACGCAUGUAUAUUAUAGAUUUGUUAACAGGCGUAACUUGUCUAGUUGUAUUUGCAAGUGUUGUGAAUCAGGUAAACAACCGUUAACAAUUAGGAAAACCAAAAAUGAAAUUCAUAAAACUGCACUUUAUAUAUGCAUUAAAAAUUACUCGCAAUGGAAUACGAUAAAUAAGAAGUUUUAAAUUUUAUUUUCGAAUAUAUAAUAUUAUGUUUUGCUUCCAUCAAUUUGUCCAGCCUCAAGGCAUUUAUAAAUAUAUUAUAAAAUUUAUAGAAUUAAUAACGCAAAAGUCAUGUUAAACAAAAAGCUUCAAAAAUAAAACACCGAAUUUUAAAAGUCAUCGAAAUACAGCGCAAUAAAAACCUAAAUAAGCCCAAUUAGUUUUCACAAUUCAGCCCAUUAUAUGCAUUUUUUUGAUAACAUACACAAUAAUUAAUCAAUGUUCACAGAUAACUUUUCUUUUUUAAAUUCAACAUUUUUGAAGAUUUGUAACUGGUAUUCUAGUUGUGUUAGUUUU
Messenger RNA from Drosophila teissieri, 4347 nucleotides. Its product is annotated as protein FAM102A. The coding region runs from base 442 to 3639 and encodes 1065 amino acids. NCBI's taxonomy places the organism in Eukaryota, Metazoa, Arthropoda, Insecta, Diptera, Drosophilidae. The record is from RefSeq and is a predicted model, not a curated record. The transcript has 10 exons.